CGCAUAUCAACACCUGAUUUUCUUUUGAAGAAUUUUGUAUUUUGAAAUUCGUAUUGACUUAAUGCUCAUACAAUUAAUCUGGUGGUCUUAAGUGUGUGGAGUUCGAAGCGCUUAUCGGCGCGUCUAUUCGCUUAUCGCUCCUCCUGUUGCUUGCCCCCCGUUGCUGCAGACUAUCUCGGAAGCGUUGCUUCCUCUCCGCCAUCAUCCUCAACUCGCACUAUCACCACCGCUGCGUUCUAGGUAUGUAUGCGCUCCUUCCUCAUCGCAGUUUUGUUGAUCGUUUGUCUUCAUAUCCCUCGUCUUCCUCCUCCCUGGUUCUCAUCUCUUCUCUUUGCCCUUGCGACCGAGCUCGCAUCCUGCAUUUGGCUCCAAGCCGUCUACUUCGUUUCGCCAUUCUACCUCUCCGUACAGAUUGUAUGCAAAACUCUCUCGACACUCGAAUUCCUCUUGAUCCUCUCCGUGAAGACCAUCAGGUGUCUCCUUAUAAAGACAUCCUCCUUAAUCCUCUAUGUCACCAGCAUCGUGACUCGUAUUGAGCACUUCCUCGAAUCGAAGAUGGAGCCAAAAGCUGCCGAGCUGCUAGCAGUCCUUAAAAACAACAACCUUGCGAUUGACGUCAAGGUCAGCCACCUUCUCGGCAUCAAAUCUGAUAUCAAGCAGAAAAACGUACCCGAUGCUGCAAUAAGCCUUAUCUUCGAGUGCCUACGUUUAGCAAUCGGGUCGCAUCAUUCCGGCCUCUAUGCAGCCGGUUUCUCUACGCUUGGCCACUUCCUGAAGCGGCUGUUCAUACAAGACCAGCCCAAUCUUAUCUCGGCGCAUGCCCGCCAUUUCUAUCCCAUACUUCUUGAGCGCCUAGGCGAUCACAAGGAGCGUGUCCGCUCACAAGCUGCUCAAAUAUUUACCGACUUAUGGCCAGCUGCAGGCCCCGAAGUAGAGCAUUAUGUGCUCGAGGUAGCCUUGACGGGAAAGAAUCCUAAGGCGAAAGAGAUGAGCUUACUCUGGCUAUCUAAUAUGUCGAAGAACCACGGACUGCUGUUCCGCUCGUAUGUUCCGAGCCUAGUUUCGUGCCUUGAAGACGCCGACAGUGUCGUUAGAGACACAGCAAAGUCAACGACGGUGGAGCUCUUCCGGAGCGCGCCUGCGCGAGCUAAAUCAGACUUAACCAAGGAAAUGUCCACUCAAAACGUUCGUAAAUCGAUCGUGAAUGCCAUCAUCGCGAAUAUCGGACUCGAGGAUGAUGCUUCAGUUGCAAUUGCUCGCCCACUCUCACGAACGGAACCACGGCCUACCUCCCGGGUAGAAACCCAGCCCCCACGUCCGGUCUCUCGGGUAGAGGUCGUGCGCCAGCGACCUCCAGCCGUGUCUCACUCGCAUCCCCCCUCCCCCCCUGAAUUACCUGUAGAGCCUAUACCUAUCUUGAUAGAAUCGGAGCCCAUUAAACGCCGCCCUGGCUCAUCGAAGAGCGAACAGGAACAGAGCAACAUGACUGAACUCGAUGGGAACGAAGUGCUGCCUUUCCUGGCGCGGUAUGAAGAGGGUGACUCUAUCAAGCCACUUAAGACUGGCUCAGGCAAGCACAUCGAUAGCCUUUUCCGUGCCAUGGCCCCCGCUUUCGAGGGUCGCGAGACUGAACAGAAUUGGAUACUCCGAGAGAAAUACAUGACCGCCUUACGCCAACUUACCUACGGCAACAGUCCCCGGGACUUUCCCCAGCAUUUCUAUGCUGGGAUCAAGUCCCUUCUCGAUGGCAUUUUCAAGACUGUCACCUCCCUUCGCACCACUACAUCUGCCAAUGGCUGUCUUUUAAUCCAGGAUCUUGCUAAAGUUUGUGGGCCAAAGUUGGAUCCAAUGGUCGAGAUUAUGAUGCAAAAUUUGAUUAAACUCUGUAGCGGCAUGAAGAAAAUCAGCACCCAGAAUGGUAACCUCUGCGUCGAUGCACUUCUGGCUAAUGUGUCCUACACUCCACGCCUUUUGCAUCACGUCACGCGCGCAUGCGAGGAUAAAAAUCUCCAGUUACGUCUCUAUGCUGCAGGGUGGUUGAAAACCUUGAUCAACAAGCAGGCUCGUCACAAGAGCUCCAUUGAGCAUGGCGGUGGCUUGAAUACGAUUGAGAAGACCAUGAAGAAUGGGUUCUCCGAUGCUAAUCCUGGUGUCAGGGAAGCGAUGCGGGGCGUCUUCUGGACAUUUUACCGGGUGUGGCCUACUAAAGGCGAUGGUAUGCUAUCUGAUCUCGACCACAAAACCCGCUCCCUCCUAGAGAAGGAUCCGGCGAAUCCCAUUCCCGGACAGACAGGAUCACAGAGCUCACCUGGAAAGGGCACGCCAUCUAGUCGGUCAACUCUAAAAGAAGCCAUAGCGGCACACAAGAAAGCUUAUGUUGCGGCGGCUAAGGGGUUACCUCCCCGACCAGAAUCUGCUCAGUCGUCGUUCUCUGCAACAAAACCGACUGAUUUACCGGCAAAAGCAACUAAUGCACGCACUGUUCCUACAGCCGCACCAGUUUCAUCACUAUCAUCAGCCCCUAUGCGACCUGGCGCGAAGGCUCGCCGACCCGAAUUGGCGCGCCCCGCAACCGCCGACCCGUAUGCUUCGCGCAGAUCGGCUGCGACUGAUACGCGCCCCAAGACACCCGCACCCGCACCCGCACCCGCUGAGGGCUCUCCAAGGUUGAGACACAAGAAGAGUACACCCCUGAAGCCGCUGAGCGUCGUCCGCACCCGGCCUAAAGCAGACCUCGCGCAGCCAGCUAGCGCUAAGAUUAAGACCGCUGAAGAUGAAGCUCGCAAAGCACGCCAAUUUCAAAGAUUGGCUAAAUUGGACAACUUCACCAUCCAGAAGAUCCCUGACAGUCGCGAUGCCGGCUUCCAUGUUACAGCCGCGGUUCCACAACCACAUCUGGACCACUGGCCCGAAGACCUGGAUGAGAGUCCGUUUCCAUCGGAUGUUCUUCAGACUACGCCGGACCAUCAGCUGCACCCGUCUAAUGCGAAUAACGAAAGCAAAGUUCCUGACUCUUACCCCCCCAAGGAGUAUAGGUUUGUGCCUAUCUUUGAUGAUCGAUCCUCGACUACGGAUAAUGCUUUACACUCGUCUAAUGUGAUUAAUAACGAAAACAAAGUUUCUGAGUCUCCCCCCACUAAGGAGCAUGCCCAUGUGCCUAUCUUUGAUGAUCAAUUCUCGCCUAAGGACAACGCUUUGGGUGAAUUACCAACCAAUGAACCGGAUCUUCAGUCUACACCGGACCACCUGCUGCACUCGUCUAGUGCGAUUAAUAACGAAAACAAAGUUCCCGAAUCUCCCCCCACAAAGGAGCAUGCCCAUAUGCCUAUCUUUGAUGAUCAAUCGUCGUCUAAGGAUAACGCUUUACACUCGUCUAAUGCAAUGAAGAACAAAAACACAGUUUCGGAGUCUACCCCCCCUAAGCAGAAUGCUUCUAUGCCUAUACUUGAUGAUCGAUCAUUGUCUAGGGACAACGCUUUAGGUGAAUUGCCAUCUAAUGAAUCGGAUCAUCGCGAUAACAAAGCAAUUGAUCCUUUUACUACGCCUCGACAAGAUCGGCAGCCCAACACGCCGAUCAUGAUCAAACGGAGUCUUAGCCUACGCUCACAGCAACUCCCUAAUGCGCAAGAGAUAGUCCGGGUUGCGGGCCAACGAAUUCGAUCGAAAGCAUUGGAUCUUUUCGCAUACCGAAAGCUCCAAAAUAUCAUUGUCUUUCACGGUGAGAGCCUUUUCGAUCAAUCGGUGUUUGAUGACUUAUGUCAGGCUCUCUUGGAGGAGCUGCGGAGUGAGUCUGACUCUAGGUCAAAAAGUCAUGGGGAUUAUACGGACCUGAAAAACCAGGUUCUUCUUACAGUCCGACGGUUGCAUAUUAAAUGCCCCAAUUUCUUCGGGCCUUACUGCCCUCAGGCAUUAACCGCCGUUCUUGAUGCGAUCAGAUAUUUCGAAUCGUACUGUUGGAUUGUCACGGAUCUCCAGUACUUUGCGGGCGAAUUAGUCCGCCUAUGCGAGAAACGAGCGUUUACAGUCAUGCUAGACACGCUCGUGGAUUAUGCACAUAAGGGGACGCGGGACGACCGAGGUUAUCGGGCGAUCCUCACGGCCCUCACUUUACUUACUGAACUUAUGGAUGAGGCAAUUCAAGAUACGAGAUGUUUCCCCAGCGAGAUCUUGGAAAAAAUUGGCUCCUUUGUCAUCACAGACCUUCUUCAGGGACCCACCCCGGCCAGGCGGCAGGCAAUACAGCUGUGCGUUAAAUUGCACAGAAUGGCUUUUGAUAAGCAUGGAUUUGACGAUGGCAGUUUUUGGGGAUAUAUCGGUAACCCCAACCCGGUCACGCGCAACUUAGUGGCGUAUUAUGUUGUGCGAGGAAAUGAGUAGAUUAUCGAGGGUGGAUAUCCAAUUUUUUUAUUUUUUAUUUUUUAUUUUUUUCGCUGUUGGUUGUUCUAGUUUUGUUUUGGUUUUGUUUUGGGAUUCGAAAACGGCCGUGGGCUAGGCUAUAUACCAUUACGUCUGUAUUUUUUAAACCAAUAGUUUAAAAUGGAAG
Messenger RNA from Aspergillus alliaceus, 4543 nucleotides. RefSeq lists its product as uncharacterized. Gene Ontology annotation, biological process: mitotic spindle assembly; astral microtubule depolymerization. Gene Ontology annotation, molecular function: microtubule binding. The coding region runs from base 247 to 4377 and encodes 1376 amino acids. The transcript has 6 exons. Lineage: Eukaryota; Fungi; Ascomycota; Eurotiomycetes; Eurotiales; Aspergillaceae. The record is from RefSeq and is a predicted model, not a curated record. Gene Ontology annotation, cellular component: mitotic spindle; mitotic spindle midzone; spindle microtubule.